AUGAUGACUGACUUCCCUGCUGCCAUCAUCGCCGCCACCCGUAAAAAGAUUUCUCCUUUCCUCCGCCGGGACUUCAUCAAGCCGGCAGCUUACUUUAUUCUCCUCCUCCUGACGUAUUACCUUGGCUACUUAUCGGCUGUUUCAAAGAAUCCAUUAUGUGAACCACACCGGCACUACUCCACCACCACCACCACCAACACCACCAACAUGAUCAACCCGCCAUCACAAGCUGCUGCCGUGGACCACUACCAAUUCCAGACUCGAUGCGGUGAUCCGAUUCCCUCCCAGCUCAUCCGCAAAACAAUCCUCAAUCGCGUCUUCAACGGAACAUCCCCCUAUCAUGAUUUCCCUAAACCCCAUAUCAAACCUCUCUUACGUCAGCAAAGAAUCAAAGGGUGGGGAUCAACUGGGGCUGUCUUCAAGAACCUGAUUAAUAAAGUACGACCCAAAACCAUCAUAGAAUUGGGUACCUUCCUUGGCGCCUCCGCUAUACACAUGGCUGAGUUGACCCGUCAACUCGGUCUCGACACUCAAAUUCUAUGCAUCGAUGAUUUUCGUGGUUGGCCCGGUUUACCAAACCAGUUUCGAGACAUUAAAAUGGUUAACGGUGACACGAUGCUGAUGUACCAAUUUAUGCAAAACGUGGUUCAGUUUAAUGCAACGGAAGCCAUUAUAUUUAUGCCAUUUUCGACCGGGUCAGCUCUGGAGACGCUGUGUGCGUGGGGUGUGACCGGCGAUCUGAUUGAAGUUGACGCCGGCCAUGAUUUUCACUCUGCAUGGUCGGACAUUAACCGAGCAUAUAAGCUGUUGAGACCAGGUGGGGUUAUUUUCGGGCAUGAUUAUUUUACGGUGGCAGAUAACAGAGGUGUUAGACGGGCGGUUAAUAUGUUUGCCCGAGUCAACGGCCUUCGAGUUAAGGCCGAUGGUCAACACUGGGUACUUGGCUCCUUCUGA
This is a messenger RNA of Lactuca saligna, 954 nucleotides long. Lineage: Eukaryota; Viridiplantae; Streptophyta; Magnoliopsida; Asterales; Asteraceae. The record is from the annotation of a GenBank genome assembly.